This is a messenger RNA of Colossoma macropomum (tambaqui), 1797 nucleotides long. RefSeq lists its product as uncharacterized. The record is from RefSeq and is a predicted model, not a curated record. The transcript has 2 exons. NCBI's taxonomy places the organism in Eukaryota, Metazoa, Chordata, Actinopteri, Characiformes, Serrasalmidae. Bases 761 to 1639 code for a protein of 292 amino acids.
UAUUUUAACUUCAGUAUUUAUUUUAAAUGUACAAUAUACCUACGGAACAUUUAGUUACAGUAGAGAGGCACUCCUGGAGAUCGGUAAAGUUCACCAUGAACUUACCUUUAACUUUCUUUCAUGCUCGUACUCCACCAGCACCAGCCGGGUGAGCGGCGCAGCCAACGAACAGAGCGGCCAAAGCGGAAGCAGGGCAAGAGAGGUACAUGUUAGGCUAAAGGCUAGGGCUAUGCGGCCACUUCAACCUAGCCUGUUGCUAGCUAAUGUUUGCUCCCUCAAAAACAAGCUGGAUAAGCUGAGAACCAGAAUAACAACUCAGCGUGAGAUCAGAGAGUGCUGUGCUCUUAUUCUCACAGAAACGUGGCUCUCGGACAGCACGCCAGAAUCAGCGAUCCAGUUAGAAACUCAGUCCACCGCGGGGACUGCACGGCAGUGUCGGGGAAGAACAAAGGCGGCGGUGUCUGCAUCUAUGUGAACAACAGGUGGUGUUCAGACGUAAAGACUGUUGAAAAACACUGUUCAGCUGACUUAGAACUGCUGAUGAUGUGAAGUGCAGACCCCUCUAUCAGCCGAGAGAGUUCAGCGCUGUGUUUAUUCUGGCUGUUUACAUCCCACCACGGCGCUAGGGCUGCUGCAUGGCGCCAUUAGUAAACAAGAGGCCGCGCACCUGGACGCCGUGUUCAUUGUUGCUGGCGACUUCAACCACUGCAACCUGAGGACUGUCCUACCCAAGUAUCAUCAGCACGUGAGCUUUCCGACGAUGGAGAGCAACAUACUCGACCAAGUCUACAGCAAUGUGAGGGGGGCUUACAAAGCUGUGCCAUGGCCACACUUCGGACUGUCUGACUACAUCUCCGUGUUCCUCUACCCAGCAUACAGACAACUCCUCAAGCAAGCACUUCCAGUGAGCAAAACUAUCAAAGUGUGGAAUGAAGAAACUGAUCUAGUGCUUCAGGACUGCUUUGACAGUACAAACUGGGAUGUGUUCAGAGCUGCUGCUGUGAGAGAGGACGGUACUAUUGAUCUAGAGGACUAUGCUUCUGGGGUAACGGGUGAAGUUCGGUCCAUGCUACAUGCUUGUCAUGCCGCAUUUCUCUCAGGCAACACUGGAGACUACAAAAGGUCCAGAUACGACCUGCGUAGAUCUAUCAGAGAGGCAAAGAGACAGUACAGGCUAAAGCUGGUGGGCUACUACACCACCACGGACUCCCGGUGCAUGUGGCAAGGACUGCAGCACAUCACCAACUACCAACAGACCAGCAGGGUGGUCACAACCAGCCACACUACACUACCUGAUGAGCUGAAUGAGUUCUAUGCUCGCUUCGAGACCCUCAACCCUGGCCGACUGAGAGACAUUAUGACCAAGGAGAGCACACAGAACACAUCGCUCACUGUGACAUCAGUGGAUGUGCGCAGGACCUUGCAGAGAAUAAACCCACGGAGAGCAGCCGGCCCAGACAACAUCCCCGGGUGUGCACUCAGGGUUUGCUCAUCAGAACUGGCUGGCAUGUUUGUGGACAUAUUCAAUAUGUCCCUCGCGCAAGCUGUUGUGCCAUCCUGCUAUUUCAUAAAUACAUAUAAGCACAAGUUCAGGUUUCAGGCCAUGAAUGAAACUGAAGAAAAUUAUAAACAAAUAUAGGCCUGCACAAGGUCAUAAAGUGUCACCUGAAUAAAUCUGUUGAUUUUGGCGUGCCCAGUAGUGCCGUGGCAUAGACACUCCAAAGCCUUCUCAGCAGGACGGAGGGCAGCCUUGACUUGUCUCUGUGGAGAGAUGACUCACUAUGAGGUUGUGUCUAG